Molecule: messenger RNA, 6419 nt
Organism: Phasianus colchicus (ring-necked pheasant)
Lineage: Eukaryota; Metazoa; Chordata; Aves; Galliformes; Phasianidae
Gene: KPNA6
Product: karyopherin subunit alpha 6
Biological process (GO): protein import into nucleus
Cellular component (GO): cytoplasm
Molecular function (GO): protein binding; nuclear import signal receptor activity
Source: RefSeq, a predicted model, not a curated record
CUGUGCCGCCGUUCCCCGCGCUCUCGCGGCUCCUUGGCGGCUCGGCGUUGUUCGGGAUCUCCCGGCUGGGCGCGGCUCCGAAGGCUCCGUCCCGUCCCGCCGGCCUUCCUGGCGGCGGUCGCUCAGCGCUGCUCUCGUUAUCGCUGUAACGCCGCUCGCUUUUAAGACGAAGUCCGCGUUGUCGCUGUUCCCGGCAGGCGGUCCCAGCCGCGGGGCUGCGCUGCCGGCCCCGCUCUGCCCUGGGCGCUCCGGCUCCCCCCGUUGCCGUGCGCUCGCACAGCCGCGUGUGUUCGCUGUGCUGAGCUGAACGGACCGCGCGGCUGCUGGAUCCCGUUGGUUAUUUGGCUGCUUUGCUUUGUUUGCUCGAGUUGAGGCGAACAAACAUGAACUUUGUGAAGGGGAGCUGUGCUGUUAAUGGUGGUCGGUGUCAGAGCAGAAGUGCCCCUUCCUUCAGCGCUGUGCUUCUGGUCUGUGCUGCUGAUGAGGUCUGGAGAAACGCGCUUAUGGGAGCUCAGUGCUGCUGCAGCAGAGCUCUGCUGGGACGGCUGAGCUCCUGGGAUGUCGCUGUGUUUGGCUGCUUUGAGUGGCUUUAGGACCCUGUAACGCUGCAGCGUCGGGUUUGAGGUGAAUCAAAGAGUCGAUCCUCAUUGUGAGGAGCCUUGCAGAGAGCUCUCUGCCCUCUGACAGGAGGCUGUUAUCCCUCACGCAUCAUCAGUGUCCUCCUAAGGGAGCUGAAGGCCCUGGGAUGUGCACAGAGGGCCUAAAGCUGCCAACCCCUGGCUCCAAGACUGGGGACAAGAGGAGGAGAUGGAGCUGAAACAUAAGUGGGUCUCACACAGUCAGGCUCAGAGCUGAAGAGCUGCCACUGUUGGGCUCAGCCUGGUGAAAGUCAGAGGUGCUGCAGCCCCAAUCCUUCCCCAAAGGUUUCCCACUCCCUCCCCCCGCAGCCGCUGGGCUCUGUGCAUUCCAGUCGUGCUGGAAUUGCUGCUCCUGGUGGCCAAAGCAGUGGGAUGAGCCGGGCAGCCACGAGCUGUGCACAUAAACGUUUGGUUGGCACAGGCUGUGCUGCACACGGAGUGCUUGGCCUUGGCUGCACGCUGUGUUUGGGACCGCUCUGAAAGGGUGCUGCUGUGUGCUGAGUGUAAGAAACACGGGAGGACGUGCAGAGGGACAGAACUCAGGGCCUCAGGGCGGGCUGCUCUGGGGGCAGGCAGUGGUGCCUGGCUGUUCCUGCAGCUCUGAGACGGCCAGGGGAACAGCCUCGUAUUGCUGCCUGUUUGAUGGCACUGCUUACAGAACUGCUUGUCUUCCUGCAAGCAGAACUUCUCAGCUUCCUUUUCCGUCAUCUCCUGAGCAGUUAUGUGCGUUUUCCCAGUGUCCUUUUCACUGCAAAACUAUCAAAAUUGCAGGGAGACAAAACAACGAGCUCCCAAGAACAAGUUUGUGUUCUUGGCUGAUGUCUGGCAGCACUUGGGAGCUGACCUUGUGCAGUGGGUGCAGGCAGUUCAACUAUUUGUAUGUAUUUGCUGCUGUUAACUUCGUUUAACUUGCAUUCAAGGAGCACAGAUUAUUUAGGCUUCACUUUGUGCGUUUCCAGCUGAAAUCAUGAAGAUGCUGUGGACGCAGCUUGGAAGGGAAUCCCCUGGUCAGGUGCUGGGUCUGUAGCUGCUGUUUUGCAGAACCUUUAUGCUAUGCUGUAAAACAACUGCUUCAACACUGCUUUAAGAACAGACUAAAGAAAGACGUGAUGUGGAGUUUAUUAAGUCUGAGGUUCAGAACAACUUUUCUCUGUUGCUUCUCAAACUUCAGCAACUGCAGCAGGUGAGCACAUGAACCAGAAGCUGUUAUGGGUACCUGAGGAAGAUUACCCUCAUUAAGGGUGCUUUGGCUUUAAAAAAAAAAAAAAAAAAAGCCAUGUCAAAUCUCAGUGUAACUGUUUCUGUUCUGCCCCUCCAGUCUGACUCAGCAGCACCAGUCCUGAUUUAGGCAUGCGAGUUCCUGCAGUGACUCAGCUGGGAGCUUUAAUCAGCAGCUGAAAAACUCUUUGAAGCGAAUGCUUUCUGUAGUGCAGGGAGGUGGGAGGAAGGUCAUCUGCAAAGAAGUGAGGUUGGGUUUCUGAUCCAGUAAUGCUAAACAGCUGUUAUAAUGCUGGUGGGGCAGUAGAGACCCUGGAUUUGCUUUAUGGCUGAAUGCUGUAGUUGGUGUUGGCUUCCAUGCGGGUGCUUACAGCCUGAGUGCUCUGCUGAUCCUUGGUCCAGCUCCCACCCUGCUUUUUCCUUCUUUCAUUCAGGUGGUAAACACACUCUCAUUGUGCAGUAUGUGGUAAGGAGGAAUUCCUGUGAGGGAAUUCUCAGCUCACAGAACACUUGAAAUCAUUCCCAGUAUGAAUUAUCUUGAUUAAAGCCUGGCUUUGAUUUAAGUGUGCUGGUUUUUUAUCAAUGAUUUGAUCCCAGAGGCCUUAGCAUUGCAGAACUUGUUGGCUGCAGCCCUUGUCCAGCAGUGCUGCUGGGCAGGCAGGGUUGAGCUCAGCUUGUUGCCUGCACAGUUCUGGGGCUGGAAGUUCUGAUUCCGUGAGGGGACGAUGCUGGGAGGCUCGGGUGGGUGAGUUCUGAGCACUGAGCAGCUGCAGGCUCUGCCAGAGGAGUUUGUCUGGAGCGCAGCCUGCAUGCUGCAGCCCCAGGUGAAAGGGCAGCUGUGGGCUGUGCAGGUCGCUCUGGUGGGGCUGUGGGAGGAGCAGCUUUGAGCUGAGCUGCUGCAGGUACAGCACAGCCAGGGCCUCUGCCUGGAACAGCAUCAGAACAGUUCUGUAAUUCAGGGCGUGGGCUGAUACUAUCUGGAUUUAAGGCAGGGCUUUGUUGGCUCUUAGAGAAAAACCUUCCCUAGGAGAGGUGCGGUGUAAUCAUACUGGUUUGAUUGGCUGCCUCAAUGCAGCUAACAGAAACAUACUUGAAGUAGGCUUCCACAGCACCUUAACCAGGAGCUUUUCUGUAAAAGGAGAAAUUUCUCAGAGCAACGUUUUAUAUAUUAAGUCACAAAGUGCAAAUAUGUGGCUUGAGAACUGUCUGUGUCACGCGGAAAUGAGCGGGUGAUUGCUUUUCCUAAUCAGAAAAUCCUGGUUAUUCCACCAGUGUGAUUUGGUGGCAUCACUUUGUGGAUGUUCACACUGGAGGGCCUGAGUCAAUUGUUAAUGCUGCAGAAACCUGACUGCAGGUGUAGUGGAUGCGCAGUUAUUUGGUGCCAAAAUACUACAAGUAAGGAAUUUGUACGUGCUUGGUGUGCUGCUGUGUGUUUUGUUUGGUGUGUUUGCUCUUGCUACACAGUCUGGUGCCUACAGCAUCUGCUGAGCUCGCAGCAGAGUCACAAUCUUGCAUCUGUGACAUUCAUCAGUUGCCAUAGAAAUGGAAUGUAUUGUAACAAACUGUUGUUUUGACACUGUCAGAGUAUUGAGAUAAAUGGUGGGCUGGAAAAAGUCAAUGGGAAGAAACUGAAGAGAGAAAUGUGUGCGAGAUGAAGAGAACCAGGAGAAUGCUGCGUGCUGACAGCAUGGCGAGUCCUGCGAAGGAUAACUAUCGAAUGAAGUGCUACAAAAACAAAGCCCUAAAUCCUGAGGAAAUGCGUCGGAGGAGAGAAGAGGAAGGAAUUCAACUGCGCAAACAGAAACGAGAGCAACAGCUCUUUAAAAGAAGAAACGUGGAAUUAAUCAAUGAAGAUGCCUCCAUGUUUGAUAGCCUCCUUAUGGAUUCCUACGUCAGUUCCACGACGUGUGGGGAGGGAGUGAUCACAAGAGAGAUGGUAGAGAUGCUUUUCUCAGAUGACCCUGAUCUACAGCUAGCAACAACACAGAAAUUCAGGAAGUUGCUUUCUAAAGAGCCCAAUCCUCCAAUAGAUGAAGUGAUAAACACUCAAGGAGUGGUGGACAGAUUUGUUGAAUUCCUGAAGAGAAGCGAAAAUUGCACACUACAGUUUGAGGCAGCAUGGGCACUGACGAAUAUUGCAUCAGGAACUUCCCAACAGACAAAAAUAGUUAUUGAGGCCGGGGCAGUUCCUAUCUUUAUAGAGCUGUUAAACUCUGACUUUGAGGAUGUUCAAGAACAGGCUGUCUGGGCAUUGGGGAACAUUGCUGGAGACAGCUCUGUGUGUAGAGAUUAUGUCCUUAACUGCGCUAUCCUUCCUCCCUUGUUAAUGCUCCUUACAAAGUCCACCAGGUUGACAAUGACACGGAAUGCUGUUUGGGCCUUGUCAAACUUGUGCAGAGGAAAGAGUCCACCACCUGAAUUUGAUAAGGUAUCUCCCUGCCUGCCGGUGCUGUCCCGACUAUUAUUCAACAGUGACUCUGACUUGCUGGCAGAUGCGUGCUGGGCUCUUUCCUAUUUAUCAGAUGGCCCCAAUGAGAAAAUUCAAGCAGUUAUUGACUCGGGGGUGUGUCGGCGACUGGUCGAGUUGUUAAUGCACAACGACUACAAAGUGGCCUCCCCAGCAUUGCGAGCGGUCGGCAACAUCGUGACAGGAGAUGACAUCCAGACCCAGGUGAUUCUGAACUGUUCAGCCCUGCCUUGUCUCCUUCAUUUAUUAAGUAGUCCCAAGGAGUCCAUCAGGAAAGAAGCCUGCUGGACCAUAUCUAACAUCACAGCAGGAAACAGAGCACAAAUACAGGCAGUCAUAGAUGCAAACAUCUUCCCUGUGCUGAUAGAAAUCUUACAGAAAGCAGAAUUCCGUACAAGGAAGGAGGCGGCGUGGGCUAUCACAAAUGCAACGUCAGGAGGAACUCCUGAACAGAUCAGAUACCUGGUCAACCUGGGUUGCAUCAAGCCUCUUUGUGACCUCCUUACUGUCAUGGACUCCAAGAUUGUUCAGGUGGCAUUGAAUGGCCUGGAGAACAUCCUGAGGCUUGGAGAGCAGGAGGCCAACCAGAGCGGGACGGGCAUCAACCCGUACUGUAGCAUGAUAGAGGAGGCCUAUGGCUUGGAUAAGAUAGAGUUCCUGCAGAGCCACGAGAACCAAGAGAUCUACCAGAAAGCCUUCGAUCUGAUUGAGCACUACUUUGGAGUAGAGGAUGACUCCGCUUUAGCUCCCCAGGUAGAUGAGAACCAGCAGCAAUUCAUCUUCCAGCAACCCGAAGCCCCUAUGGAAGGCUUCCAGCUAUAGUGUGCCCCAGGCAAAAAGACCACCACAAAUUUGCCAGAAAGCAACUGGGAGAAGCUGAUUGUCCCAUUCCUCCUUGCAAACGGAAGGCUGAACACUCACUCCACCUGUUAGGAAACAAUUCUUCCUUCAAACAACUAGAAAGAGUGCUUUAUCCUCAUGAAGAAAAUGGGAUGUCUUGCACGUUUUUUUCUUUUUGCUGCUGCAUACGUGUCUUUAAAGCAGGCAUCUGGGUGGAGGAAGGACACUGAGGUAACAGAUUGCACCUCUUGGGUUUUUUUUUUUCUUUGUGGUGAUCUCUCCCAAAUGUCACUUCUUACCUCGGGUACUUAACUGAGAUUUCAGUGUUGGGUUGGGUAAGAACAGAAAUAGAAAGUGAGUAUUCUGACAAGAAUAAUUCUGGAAACCUGGGUUGAUCUAUUUAAUUUUUUUGCACAUGUUACUCUUAUUAAAGACUCUAAUUUGCCAAGAGCAAAGUUUAGCCCUGGCCUUUCUGCGCUCCUCUUGCAGCGGACAGUCCUGUCAGAGCUGGGCUGAGUUCCCCAAACGUGCUGUAAAUGGACAAAGAAGCAAGAGGCUUCUGGGGGAAGGAUCCUUCCCCGUCUCUAGAUAUUUUUUUCCUGAAGAACUGCUGGUAGUAUUUACAAGGAUAAAAAGCACCAAGACCCCAAAGCUGGUCGCUGCGAAGAGGGCGGGAUGCGGGGGUGGUUCUGGAACAGGAAGCACAGCUGCCACGGCACAGGCUUUGCAUUGCUACUGAUGGAAGCUGCAGGACUGCUGAAACGGCGGAACCCAUCUUCAUCUUUACUUGAAUCCUCCCCAGGGCUGCGUUUUGGGCGCUGUGCUGCGUGCGGGGUGAGCUCAGCAGCGCCGCGCCUGGGGCUCCAGGUUUACCUCCUGCUCACAGUCAGAACAUGUACAUUUCCUUCGAGAAAAGAAUCAAAUCUCUGUAUUUUUUAUAUUAUAUAUAGGUAGCUAUUUGUCUAAUUGGGCUCCAGAGAAAACUAUAUAUAAAACUUCUGUAAUUUAUGUAAAUAGAGCACUGUGAGGCAGGUGUGCCUGGAACCGCCGGCCCCGAGCUCGCUCCUCGUCGUCCUGCUGCUGCUCCCGUCCGCGCCGCGUAGCUCCGUCUUCAACCGCUCUGCUGGGCGCCAAGGUUUGCUCCUCACAGCCGCGGGGCCGAGGCCGGGAGGGGUGGGCCGGGCCUGCGUGCCCCUCGCCCCGCGUUGGGUUUGCUGAGUCCGUGACUGUUGAACGAAUAAAAACCUCUGUGCAGA